AUGUCGACCGCCCAGCAGCAGAACGACUUCAAGGCCGAGGCCGACCACAUCAAUGGCGGCACCGCGUCCCAUGACCACGCUCACAAGCAGCGCAAGCCGUACGUCGCCCCAUUGGCGAUUGUUUAUUACUUUUGAGAAAUAUGCUCAUCGUUGUCUCCCGCAUCUAGCUAUGACUACGGUGGCAACCCGCUCGCCCAUACCAACACCGGCGAUUCCGCGCGAUUGGCUGCCUUUGGUGGUGAACUCCAGCCGGGUCUCUACAAAGUCGACAAGCAGCGCAAGUUCGCCAACCCAGCUCCGCUCGGACUGUCCGCUUUCGCCUUGACGACCUUCCUCCUAUCCCUCGUCAACUUGGGCACGCGCGAUCUCGCCGUCCCAAGCUUGGUCAUCGGUCCCGCUUUUGCAUAUGGUGGUCUCUGCCAGCUGCUUGCCGGCAUGUGGUAUGUCGUAAACAACUCGUAGAAACUGAUAGCUCAUGUCGUCUGACGGAUCUGGUAGGGAAAUGGCCAUUGGCAACACUUUCGGUGCCACUGCUCUGUCCUCGUACGGUGGUUUCUGGAUCGGUACCGCCAUCAUCUUGACCCCCGGUGGCUUCAUGAUUGAAAGCACCUACACCGCUGCUGGCGUCGGCACCUUCGACAACGCGUUCGGCUUAUAUUUGAUGGUGAGUGGAUUUGAGCCGCGAGAUCGCAACAUCAAGCGCGGCCGUGCUAACAUCUUUCAUCUCAGGGUUGGUUCAUCUUCACGUUCCUCCUCCUGCUCUUGACCCUCCGAUCCACCGUCGCCUUCUUCUUCCUCUUCUUCACCCUGGAUCUCGCAUUCCUAAUGCUGGGUAUCGCAUACCUCGACUACGGCGUGACGGCCGGCACCGCUGCACCAAACGCCACCCUGCUCAAGGCUGGCGGUGGUUUCGGUAUCCUGGCCGCGUUCGCAGCCUGGUACGUGUUUCCAACAUUGCCCGAUCCUGUUUCGAGAAACUAACGAUGAAUCUCUUCUUCUUCACAGGUACAACGCGCUCGCCGGUAUGGCCGACUCGAGCAACUCCUUCUUCAUCAUCCCCGUCGCCCACUUCCCCUGGUCCGAGAAGGGGCGUGAGAUGCGCGGCAAGGUCGACAACAGCGAGGCUCGCGCCGCGCAGUCCGUCUGA
This is a messenger RNA of Lecanosticta acicola, 1147 nucleotides long. The record is from the annotation of a GenBank genome assembly. NCBI's taxonomy places the organism in Eukaryota, Fungi, Ascomycota, Dothideomycetes, Mycosphaerellales, Mycosphaerellaceae.